Molecule: messenger RNA, 1380 nt
Organism: Nestor notabilis (Kea)
Lineage: Eukaryota; Metazoa; Chordata; Aves; Psittaciformes; Psittacidae
Product: tubulin monoglycylase TTLL3-like
Exons: 8
Biological process (GO): cilium movement; cilium assembly; protein polyglycylation
Cellular component (GO): cilium
Molecular function (GO): protein-glycine ligase activity, initiating; ATP binding
Source: RefSeq, a predicted model, not a curated record
AUGGGGCCAGUGGCUCAGCCUGGCUUGUCCUUGGCAGCUCCUGCCAGCACCGAGCAGCAGCACACGGUCAACAUGGAGCUGUGGAAGAGGGCCAGAGAGCACGUGGCGGAGGCCGUCAAGAAGAAGAAGAUCUUCUCAAUACAGGGCCCCUACCCUGUGAUCCGCAAGCUGCUGCGAGCACGAGGCUGGGUGGAGAAGAAGUUCUCCAGCACUGUCAGGGCCUUGGUGGAGAUCCCAGAGCCUCUUGAGGAGGAGGAGGAGGAAGAGCAGGAGGAGGUCCAGUGGUAUGCUGAGGACCCCGAUGGCAUCCACAAUAUGAUGUCCUCCAUGGUGAGAGACCAGAUACCAACCUUCAUCUGGACAAGCCGGUGCAGCGCUGUAGACUAUCGGCGGCUGCAGGACCACCAGGUGGUGAACCACUUCACCGGCAUUGGAGCCUUCAUCACCAAGGAGGGUCUGUGCACCAACCUCCAAAACCUGCCCUGGUUCCACCAAGUGGAUCCCACCACAUUCUUCCCACGAUGCUACCGGCUUGGUCCAGCACCUCCAUCUCCUCCCGAGCUGCUGGAGACCGCACUGCAGCUUUGCAGGAUGCAGCUGGACAGCCUAGAGCACAAUGACAUCGACUGGGCCUCCCCAGUGCUCCGUGUCACUGAUGCUGAGUGGGACUGCUUCCUGCAGGAGUACUACCGUGUGGUGCAGAAGCAGACCAGGCUGGCACCCAGUGGCCUGCAGCACGAGCAGGGGAGGGGGAAGCUCCAGGCACCGCUGCCCCAGCUCCACAUGGAGGGCAUCCAGAAUCUGUGGAUAAUCAAGCCCGGAGCCAAGUCCCGUGGCAGAGGUGAAGCCAAGGGGAAAAGAGGGUUUGGGCACAGGCUUCCCGGGCAGGAGUGGUCUCACUGGCACCACGUGUCCCCGCUCACAGGCAUCACCUGCUCAGCACGACUGGAGAAGGUGCUGGAGCUAACAGAGAAAUGCACGGCGCCCUCAGUACAGCCGGGACAAUGGGUGGUGCAGAAAUACGUGGAGCGACCGCUGCUCAUCUUGGGCACCAAGUUUGACCUGCGGCAAUGGUUCCUGGUGACGGACUGGAACCCGCUCACCGUCUGGUUCUACGGCGACAGCUACGUGCGUUUCUGCUCCCGGCCCUUCUCCCUGCACUGCCUGCACCGCUCCCGGCACCUCUGCAAUGUCUCCAUCCAGAAGCACUGGAGGCUGUCUAGGGGCCGGCACCCCAAGCUGCCCCCUGACCUGAUCUGGUCCAGCCACCAGUUCCAGAUCUACCUGCAGCGAGCGGGGCACGCUGAGGCCUGGGAGAAGGUGAUGGUACCUGGCAUGAAGGAGGCGGUGGUGGCUGCCCUGUGCAGCGCCCAGGAGCUG